AUGCCCGGUGCAAACCUCGCCGCCUACCUGGCGAAGAAUUAUCUCACCGCCUCGAAUGCCAAAGGCUCCUCCCAUGACGAGACCACUUCACCAGACUUCCAAGACUCAGCGCGCCCGAAGAAGAAGCGGCGGAAGAACAAGGACUCGUCCAACCCAGGUGGCCUCGUGAUCGCGGACGACGAUGAAGGGCUGUCUCUUUCACGACGAACACAGGCCGGGGUCGCGGGCGCAGCCGACGACGACGUCGACGACACCCCGAUCUUCGACACGAACGUCAAGUCCGCGGAGUUUAGAAAAAAGAAAGGCGCCAGCGCAUGGAAGGUCGUCGCCACGGGCGGUCCCACUACGGGAUCUACAGAGUCAGCACAACAAAAAGGCGGAGACACUCGCCACGACGAAGGAGACGCCGCCGCCGCCGAAGCGAACCGGGUCCUCGCCGAGGCGGCUGAAGAAUCGCGCCUCCGCCAGCGGGCCAUUGAAGAUGAGGACGCCCCUGCCGUCGUCGAGGCGCCCGACGGGGACGACACCACGGCGGCCCCGCGCAUGCAAUCCGGCGCCAAAGCCGGGCUACAGACCGCCGCGGACACGGCCGCGUUGAUCCGUCGCGAAGAAAUGGAGGCAGAAGCAGAGGCACAACUCGCGCUGGAGAGGUCGAGGCGGAAGAGUUCGAAGACCAAGAAAUCGAAACACAAAGACACGCGUGGCUUGGAGGACGAGGAGGUGGAAGAAACAAUCUACAGGGACGCCACGGGCCGGCGCAUCGACGUGAGUCUCAAGCGCGCCGAGGCCCGCGCCGCGGAGCAGGAGAAGAUCCGCGCCGAAAGAAAAGCCAAGGAAGACGCGAUGGGCGAGGUCCAACGGCGCGAGCGCGAUGAGAAGCGGCAACAGCUCGAGGGGGCCAAGUUCCUGACCCUCGCGCGCGGCGUGGACGACGAGGUCAUGAAUGACGAGUUGAGGGGCAAGAUCCGCUGGGAUGAUCCCAUGGCUGAGUAUAUGGCGCAGAAGAGGGCGGAGGAGGAGGAGGUGGUGGUGCACGCCGACGACGUGGCCAAAAGCGUGGCGUCUGCUUCUGCGCGACGUGGCCCAGCAAAGUCCCGUGGCCCAAAUGGCGGGGAGGCGCAUGUCCGGAAGAAGGUGUAUACCGGCCCGCCGGCCGCUCCGAAUCGGUAUGGAAUCCUGCCGGGGUGGCGGUGGGAUGGGGUCGAUCGGAGUAAUGGGUUUGAGAGGGAGUGGUUCCAGGCGCGGUCCAAGAAGGGCAGGAUGGAGGAGUUGAGUUAUCAGUGGCAGAUGGACGAGUGA
This is a messenger RNA of Cladophialophora yegresii CBS 114405, 1299 nucleotides long. RefSeq lists its product as uncharacterized. The record is from RefSeq and is a predicted model, not a curated record. Gene Ontology annotation, cellular component: U2-type spliceosomal complex; RES complex. NCBI's taxonomy places the organism in Eukaryota, Fungi, Ascomycota, Eurotiomycetes, Chaetothyriales, Herpotrichiellaceae. Gene Ontology annotation, biological process: mRNA splicing, via spliceosome. Gene Ontology annotation, molecular function: RNA binding. Bases 1 to 1299 code for a protein of 432 amino acids. The transcript has a single exon.